Sarcophilus harrisii (Tasmanian devil) is the source of this 2283-nucleotide messenger RNA. It is a transcript of the gene GNPDA2, whose product is annotated as glucosamine-6-phosphate deaminase 2. The coding region runs from base 124 to 954 and encodes 276 amino acids. Gene Ontology annotation, cellular component: cytoplasm. The record is from RefSeq and is a predicted model, not a curated record. The transcript is spliced from 7 exons. Lineage: Eukaryota; Metazoa; Chordata; Mammalia; Dasyuromorphia; Dasyuridae. Gene Ontology annotation, molecular function: glucosamine-6-phosphate deaminase activity; identical protein binding. Gene Ontology annotation, biological process: N-acetylneuraminate catabolic process; D-glucosamine catabolic process; N-acetylglucosamine catabolic process.
CGCGCUCGCCAGCAGCUCCUGCCGCUUGUCCGUGCCCAGCCGCCCCCUGACAGCCAGCUCCGCGGGGGCCUCCAGCGUCGGGCCGGCGGUUUGAAGUACAAUUAGGAGUUGUGUAUUACCACAAUGAGACUCGUGAUUCUUGAUAAUUAUGACUUGGCUAGUGAAUGGGCAGCCAAAUACAUCUGUAAUCGAAUUAUCCAGUUCAAACCAGGACAGGACAGAUAUUUUACCCUGGGCUUACCAACAGGAAGCACACCUUUGGGAUGCUACAAAAAACUAAUAGAAUAUCACAAGAAUGGAGACCUUUCCUUCAAAUACGUAAAGACCUUUAACAUGGAUGAAUAUGUAGGACUUCCCAGAAAUCAUCCUGAGAGCUACCAUUCAUAUAUGUGGAAUAACUUCUUUAAGCAUAUUGACAUAGAUCCUAAUAAUGCUCAUAUUCUUGAUGGAAAUGCUACAGACCUACAAGCAGAAUGUGAUGCAUUUGAAAAGAAAAUAGAAGAAGCUGGAGGAAUUGAUCUUUUUGUUGGAGGCAUUGGUCCAGAUGGUCACAUCGCUUUCAAUGAACCGGGAUCCAGUUUAGUAUCAAGGACAAGAUUAAAGACUCUAGCAAUGGAUACCAUUUUGGCAAAUGCCAAAUAUUUUGAUGGAGACUUAUCAAAAGUACCAACUAUGGCUCUGACAGUUGGUGUGGGGACGGUGAUGGAUGCUAGAGAAGUAAUGAUUCUCAUAACAGGCGCACAUAAAGCAUUUGCACUGUACAAGGCAAUAGAAGAAGGAGUCAAUCAUAUGUGGACUGUCUCAGCUUUCCAGCAGCAUCCUCGAACUAUUUUUGUAUGUGAUGAAGAUGCUACCUUAGAAUUAAGAGUUAAAACUGUGAAAUACUUUAAAGGUUUAAUGCACGUGCAUAAUAAACUUGUGGACCCACUCUACAGUAUGAAAGAAGAAAACUGAAAGAUAAAGGCGAAAUUCUCCUUGAACGAACAGAACAACAUUUUUUAUAGGUAGUGAACUAAAUUUCCUGCUAUGCAAUGUGCUCAAUAUUUAAUACAAAGAAUUUGGAGGAUUGUAAUUUAAAGGUCCAGUAUCUAUAUAUUGUUAAAACAUUCCAUGUGAUGAGAAUUUAAGUCCAUAUUUUUAGAUUGAGAGCUUUCAAAGCUGUUCAUCAGAAAUUAAAGUCUGCCUAAUAUAGAAUAUAACUUAAGAAAAGGAUUUUUAAAGUCAUUCAUUUAUCCUUCACUUGUUGAUUAUUGAUAUUUAUUUAUGAUUUUUUUUCAAUACUCUGCUGAUCUGGCAAUUGUUAAAAAGUAUGAACUAUAAUAGUUGCACAAUCCUUACUUUGGGGAAAGCUGUGUUUACAUUUUUUUAUGUAUUUCACACAAGCUUUUGCACGUGGUUGCCUUAAAAGCAUCUUACUACAGUAGCAUUUGGGCAUUUCAAGUCCUGUUACAUUAUGCUGGUAAAAGAAACUAAUUUGAUAUAAGAAGACAGUGCCUAUACAGUUUACUUCCUUUAGAAAGGCAUCUUUUUAUGAGCAUGUUUUUUAUGCAGCUUCUGCCACAGCAUUUUUAAAAAAUGUGCUUUUUCUUUUACUUCCUCAGGUUCAUGAUUUUAAUUAUGUAUGUACUUUGGCAAUUAGGAUCUUUAUACACAAGAAAUUUUUUUAGAUUGUUAAAUGCAUCAAUGAUUAGUUUAAUUCAUAACAAAUCAAUAUGACUAAAAUAAUUGAUAGGCAUGUAUGAACUUGCAUCAUUUACUACUAUGUAAGCCCAGAUAUUAGGGUUAUUUUCUAACUUUAAGCUUCUAAUGUAUAAUCCUUUACAACUUUUACUUUCAGAAGAUAACUGAAAAGAAAUAAAUAUGCUCUGGAUACAUUCCAAGGAUUAAAUGAUAAAAUUUUUUAUAGUUCUGGUGAAUUUGCAUUUAUUUUUCAGGUCUUUUACAUGAAUACAAUGAGGACUAUUUUGAGAUGCUUUGUUUCAGUCUAUUAGUUUAUGGUCAUGUUCUUCUUGGGGAAAAAAAGUGAAAACUAAAUUUUAAAUUGUUUACUCAACUUAUUAGAACCCCAUCUGGUAAGUAAAAUAAUAGCUUUAGCUAAUAGUUUAUAAUACUAGAAUUUUAAAAUAUAAGAGUAUAUAUGUUGAUACAUAGGGGAGGAUCCAACAAGAAGAGAAAACCAAGUGUUUUAAUUUAAGCCAUAAAGAGGCUUAACAAUCCGUCACAUAAUGAUGUAUUGGUCAAAAAGUAACUGAGACAGGCUUUGAAUUUUAAGAAUUAUAGGAC